AUGCAUCACGAUAUCUCGGAUAUCAUGGCAGCUUGGUGCAGCACAUUCAGUUGCCUGUUAACGUCACAAACGAGAGAUUCAGCUGGGUUCCAGAACGCUGGACGCUUCAUUGAUAUCUGUACUCUGGGUUUCGGUGAUCCAUGGGAUCGAUGCACGACAUCAGUGUUCAACACCGAUGCUUCACUGCCGUACAACCACGAUUUAUUUGAAAGCCUUAUUGUAAAGAAAAGAGUAAAGUACAGUAAGGCUCACGCAGGUCCCCAUCCUGGAAGUCGAGUAGCACCGACAGCACCCAAGCGUUUCGUGAUCUCCUUCAUACUCCUGUGCCAAGCCAAGGGUUGGCUACCUCUCUGCUUACGCCACUCUGAGUUAGGCAUGAAAAACAUCACUCUCUUCGGCAAACGGUGCUUCGGCAUACGCAACACAUGUCCCAACCAACGCAGCUUCUGGUGCUGGACACAUUCUUCAAUGGAAGUAGCCGUUGCACAACCGAAAACGCGCUCUCCAACUGCGUCGUUACGGAUUUGCCUUCACUAUUGGUAG
Molecule: messenger RNA, 543 nt
Organism: Opisthorchis viverrini
Lineage: Eukaryota; Metazoa; Platyhelminthes; Trematoda; Opisthorchiida; Opisthorchiidae
Exons: 4
Coding region: 1-543 (180 amino acids)
Source: RefSeq, a predicted model, not a curated record